AUGGCGAAACGUAGCGAACGAGAAGAUUCUCCGGAGGAGCCGCCGUUAAAACGCACAAGGCAACCAGACCGCCUCUCAGCUCUUAGUGAUGAACUACUUCUCCACGUCCUGAGUUUCCUGUCCAUCCCGGCUUUAAUAACGUGUCAGAGGGUGUCUCACAGAUUUGCGGCGCUCGCAGGAGACUCGGAGCUAUGGAAGCGCAAAUACUACUCUCGCUGGGUAUGGCCGAGAGCAAGACGGAUACGGCAAGUCAGGCAGGGUAGCACUGUCAAAGGCUCGUUUGACUACUCGCCUCAGGUGUCAAACUGGUUUAGUCAUGGCCCUUUGACUCAAGUGGGUGAGGACAGGAAUUGGAAAGGCCAGUAUCGACUUCAGCACAACUGGUCAAGAGGGUCAUGUCGAGUUACAGAGGUAGAAGUGGCUCAGCGCCCAGUCAGUCCUGUGGUGGUGAAAUUGGAGCAUGGGAUUGUUUUCACGGCGGAUAUGGAAAAUGGACUUCGAGCGUGGUCGAUAAAAGAUACCAAAGCGUGUCUUGCAACUAUACCGUGUUCAGGCAUUGGGCCCGCUUACACCGAUCCUGGAGCGCCUACCGCAAUGGCAGUGACUGCAAACGAUCUAGAACAAAGCCGUUUUGACGUUACAAUAGGGUUUAGAAAUGGUGGCAUGGCCGUGCAUUCGUUUGAUUUGGUACCUGACGGAGAAUCGGCCUUUGAACUUCAGUUAUGGCACCCAGGCUCGGGGGCGGAAGAGGCAGCCAUAACGGCUCUGGCAUUUCACAAGGAAUUUCUACUUGCCAUAUCAGAAGACAAUGUCCUGUACCUUUAUCAACUAUUCUCUGAUGAUUCCCAACAGUCAGGACUGGACAGAAAUGAGAAGACAAAGAGGAGACACUCCAUACGGCUGAUUGCGUCGCUUGUCGCGAACAACAUACAGUCACCGUUUUCUCUUUCAGUCCGCACAACGUCUACCCAUGCCAUUGCAUCUGUGAGCUAUGCCUUCCCACGCAUCGGCUGUGGCUGGUCUGUCGGAAUCCAGGAGCUCUACUGGAGUAAAGUUGGCGGAGAUCUAACGUCUCGACUCGCAACGACCGUGGACUCCCAGUACCUCGCCAGCACACUGACGCAACCGGCUACAGGUCCACAGAUAAAAGGGCCCAAGCAGAUGACGUUGACACUAGGUUCCUCUGGCCAUGUUUCCUCCUCUACCCCGUCGCUAUCUUACACCCAACCCCCUACAUCACUUUCCUAUUCCCACCCUUAUCUUCUUGCAUCCCACGCCGACAAUACACUGACGAUGUACCUAGUUGUGUCGACGGUCGAUAACUUAUCCAUUAAGACCGGUCGACGGCUCUGGGGCCAUACAUCGGCUGUGUCUGGCGUGCAGGUGAGCUCGCGAGGGAAAGCAGUAUCAGUGAGCACAAAGGGAGACGAAAUUCGCAUCUGGGAACUUGAAGAGGUGAUAUCGUCUCGCCCAGCAUCAAAGGCGACUUUGGUAGGGGAUAGAAGCGUCCAACUGAGUCCGGAACCUAGGCGGUCAAGAACCAACCCGUUCAGCGUCUUAUCCCGGGCGGUGAAGAGACAGGUUGCAGCCAUGGAAGGGGUCAAAGGCAUCUCCUCAGAGGUCACGCUCUCCUGCAUCAAGGGGCCGGUCGAGUUCGACGACGAACAAGUAGUAGUUCUCCGUGAGCAGAGCCUAGGCACCCAGUUACUUGGCUGCUACGACUUUACAUAG
Molecule: messenger RNA, 1731 nt
Organism: Trichophyton rubrum CBS 118892
Lineage: Eukaryota; Fungi; Ascomycota; Eurotiomycetes; Onygenales; Arthrodermataceae
Exons: 2
Coding region: 1-1731 (576 amino acids)
Molecular function (GO): protein binding
Source: RefSeq, a predicted model, not a curated record